Messenger RNA from Clonostachys rhizophaga, 1827 nucleotides. Lineage: Eukaryota; Fungi; Ascomycota; Sordariomycetes; Hypocreales; Bionectriaceae. The record is from the annotation of a GenBank genome assembly.
AUGUCGAAUACCCUCCAGGUACCAGGGACGACUCACGCAAAGGUGAUUGUCGCACCCCCUGCGAUCAACCUUCGACGCGCCGCUGCCUAUAACGCACAAGAUCGGGGACCGCUUUCCUCCUCAUCUGCCACUUUCAACUUCAACCACUUACUUUUCUCUCCUCCGCCCUCGCCUGGCCUCCCUGCGCUUGUUCCUCGACGGAAGCGGAGGGUUUCGAACCCUCUAAAGGCUCGACCAAGCCGGCUCGCCCGGUUGACGUUUUACUUGAUAUCCCUUUUCAUCGGUGGCUACCUGGUUGUCAAUGCUAUCCGCUCUCGUGGCGGAAUAGAUGGAUUCUGGCUAAACAGUUCCAAUGAGGACAAUCAAAUGUUGGGGCUUGAUUCGAUACCAAGAUACCCCACGCCUUUUAUUGUUCCGGAUAUCCAAGGCCAGACAAGAUGGACAGUCUCUAUCCCACCCGACACCAAGUUCCCGCCAUCAUCUCAGGAGAUGAUGACGAUGAACAACCAGUGCCAGAAAGUCUCGGCACGAGCACGUGAGAUGUACCACAAGGGCCCUCUUGCUACAGGCAGCUCUGACGAGUUUUUCUUGGACGUGGAAGAGGCGGAGACCCAGGGACUUCUACGAACACACCAUGGAAAGCUCUCAAAGGAAACCGGAAGGUUUGCGGGGGUUGACACGGGAGCCAUGAAGGGCAUGUCGAUUUGCAAGAAGUCGAUGACCUUUGUUCUGGAAGGUGAUGAUGCUGGCCUGGGAAACACUCUGAUGAUGCUCUGGACAUUUUACGGUCUAGCAAAGAAAGAGGGGCGGACCUUCUUCGUUGAGGACUCACGCUGGGCGUACGGGAAAUAUUCCGACGUCUUCGACAACCUCCCAUCACCAAAAUGUCAACCACCUGCUAGACAUCACAUGCUGCCUUGCCCAUCCCAGGCACGACACCUGAUUGUCUCGAGCUCAUCCGCACAGGAUUUAUUCCCCGAAUUAUUCGCCAAGUACCGCCGCACAUCAGGUACCAGCGAUGAGGCCCGUGACCUGUGGGAUCUCGCCCGGUCUGGCUAUGAUUCACUUUUUGCCCUUCAUGCCGACGACAGUGACUACGUCGAGACUCGUAUCCAGGAUAUGAAGAACAAGGCCAUCACUGACUUCACAAGUCCCAACACACCCAUCGUCGGCCUGCAUAUCCGACGAGGAGAUAGACACCCCAAGGAAUAUCAGUACAAAGAUACUUAUAUCCCAGCAGAUAUCUUCCACCAGAGCGCCCAGAAGGCUGCCAAUGCUCACUUUGGAGAUGUGGAGACCCAGGGGAAACCCCACGAGGCCCUUCUCGUUUUGGCCUCGGACGAUCCUACUGUUCACGAGGAGCCUGAUCUGCAAAGGGCUAUGGUAGCCCAGGAUCGAAUCAAACUGGCAUCCAAGACAUCUAUGACCCAGACACGCCAGCCUGUUGCAUUCAUUCACAAGUUUAUCGAGGAGGCCUUUGGUUGGGAGGGCGGAUUCUUUGCGACCCUUUUCUGGAAUUUGGGAACAGAGAGCAAGAACAAUGCCGCCAACGCUCCCAAGGGAGUGGAAACCGGCAUCCCUGAGGAUGUCUUGAGACGGAUGGCAUCCCCAUCCGAUUCAACUAUGCAGUUGCGAGCCUUUAUUGGCCGUGCUUAUAUGAUGGACCUUGCAGUGAUAGCAGGUGCAAGCGAUAGCAUAGUAUGCGCUGUGAGUGCCAUGGGUUGCAGACUCCUUGGCGUGAUGAUGGACUGGGAGAGUGGUGUCAAGGGCGGCCAUUGGAUAAAUGUCGACCAGGGAUAUCAGUCUUGGCAAGGCAUUGAUUGGUAA